GUAUGUGGGUAAUAAAAUCUUGUAAUUUUUUUACAGUGAUGUCUUUCUCCAAUAAUCCAAAGACUGAAAGGCUUCAGUGUUCAAUCUGUCUGGAUGUGUUGAAUGAUCCAGUCAGCACUCAAUGUGGACACAACUUCUGCAAGAUUUGCCUGAAUACACACUGGGACAACAGUCAAGACUGCAAAUGUCCAAACUGUAGAGAAACAUUUGAGAAAAGACCUGAACUCAAGAUUAAUACAACACUCAGAGAUCUUGUGGAUGAACAUAAGAAGAAAACUGAAGAUAAACAACCUGAAGUCCUCUGUGACAUCUGUGAUGAAGUAAAACUGAAGUCUGUGAAGUCCUGUGUGGUGUGUCAGAGCUCUUACUGUAAAACUCAUCUGGGCCGUCAUUUGACAGUGACAGGUUUAAAGAAACAUAAACUUAUUGAUCCUGUGAAUAAUCUGCAGGAUUAUAUAUGUCAGAAACAUAAGAGAUUUCUGGAGCUCUUCUGUAGAGAUGAUCAGACAUGUGUGUGUCUGUCGUGUACUGAUGGAGACCACAAGAAUCAUGACACUGUAACUUUAGUGGAGGAGACUGAAGAGAGGAAGAUUCAGCUUUUGAAAAAACAGAUAGAUGUGCAGCAGGAGAUCUUAAACAAAACCAAAAGGAUUCAAGAUAUCAAACAUUCAGUAAAGCUCGGAAAAUUUGGGCUGCUGAACCUGAAAUCAGCAAAAAAAAAGAAGGAAGAUCGCAUUAAAGAUCUGGAGCAGGAGAUCAUUGACCUAAAGAGAAGAUACACUGAAAUGGAGAAAACCAUAAACACUAAAGAUCCUCUUGAUCUCAUACAGGUGACACGUCUGAAAGGAUGUUCGCAGAGGUCUGAGUUUGGUGUUUGUGCUCUGGCAUUCUUCUGGUUUUUCUGUGUUUUCCUUGCGGCUUACUACGAUUACAAGAAUCAUAGCAGAGCUGGUAGGUAAAGUUCAAGAGUUAAAGGCAAUUGUGUGUGUGUGUGUGUGUGUGUGUGUGUGUGUGUGUGUGUGUGUGACUGGUAAUUAUCACGUUGUGGGGGCAAAUUGUCCCCACAAAGAUAGGAAUACCAGUGUUUUUGUGACCUUGUGGGGACAUUUUGAUGUCCCCAUGAGGAAACAAGCUUAUAAAUCAAACAGAAUGAUGUAUCUUGAAAAUGUGAAGUAGUAGAAGGGUUUUUGUGAUGGUUGGGGUUAGGGAAUGGGGUAGGUUAGGGGAAUAGAAUAUACAGUUUGUAUGGUAUAAAAUGCAUUACGUCUAUGGAAUGUCCCCACAAAACAUGGAAACCAGAAUGUGUGUGUGUGUGUGUGUGUGUGUGUGUGUGUGUGUGUGUGUGUGUGUGUGUGUGUGUGUGUGUGUGUGUGUGUGUGUGUGUGUGUGUGUGUGUGUGUGUGUGUGUGUGUGUGUGUGUGUGUGUGUGUGUGUGUGUGUGUGUGUGUGUGUUGUUGUUUUAUACAAGAAAAUGCAUUUGUGUCCUUCCUCAAGAAAUUUAUGUAAUUUAAUAACCCUUAGAACACCAGAAACUUGUAUUAUGAUAUUAACACCAAAAUAUUGUGACCACUGAGUUAAGAAAUAUGUAUGCAUAUAUACAUUGCAUGUUCAGACACACAAUAUUGUAUAGUAGUCUAUUUAAGUAGAUUAUAAAGGAAAAAAUAUAAAGUUUUAAAGUUUCUAAAAGAGGAUCGUGAAGAGGAGCAGCACGGAGAACACAAAGAAUUCAGAAGGAUUGUAUGAAGGGCGUUCCCAAGACUAUGUCAUAGCGGAUUAGACUUUGCAACUUGGCUAUAAAAGGACAAAGUUUGAUGAGUCUUUCUCAAUCUUUAAAUGAGAAACUCCAUAUAUGUUUUAAACCAGGUUUAAAUAAUUGAGGUUGGAACUCAUUGCCACUGUUCAUCACAACUGUCAAUAUUUGGUGUUGAUGGAUCCUACCUUAGAUCCUCACGUGCAGAGUAUUGUUUUUUAGUUUAUUUUUAAUCAUUUAUUUACAUAAUUAUCAUUAUAAUUUUAUAAUCAUUAGUUAUCCAUAUAAUUGUUUAUUUGAUUAUUCAAUAUUAUUUUUAUUAUUAUCAAUUUCAUUAUUAUUAUUUUUAUCAUUAUAUUAUUGUUUAUUCAUUUAUAUUGUCUAUUCAUUUAUUUAUUGAUUCAUUAUAUUUCUAUGUUUUAUAUGUGUUAUUAAUUUCAUUGUUCCUCAGUCUCAUAUUUGUGAAGUCUCAUGGGCUGUCCUGUCUGUACAAACAGAGAUAGAUAAAGAGAAUGUUGCAUGUUGAAUUCAUGCUGGUUAUAUGAAGUUUGAAUGUUGAGACAUAUGUAACUGAGACUGUUCAAUAAAACUCUGUUCCUAUUUUACCAUCAAAAACGUUGUCUUGUGUCCGGCUUAUGUUCUUCAUAGCUUUGAUCGAUAAACCUCUUAACUGAGUAAAUGUAUAUUUUCUGACGUGAUCUGGCAUCCGGGGCUGGAUUGUAAAUAUUUUGUCUGGUGUGGAGACCUACAGUGUACAUAGUAUAUGUAUUUUAUUUUGUAAUGUGUAGUUUAUUCUGUAGUGCUGUAAGGGUGGAUUCACUACAGUGGUUCAGUCUGUAGGAUCGCCGAAAUGACAGAGAAAUGUUAACAGCUAGAUAUUAUAAAACUGUGUAUUUCUGGUCAAUUAUCACCCUUCUGCAACCUAUACCAACGACGGAAAUAAGUGCAGUUAUAAUAGCAAAAUAUGUGGGAGAGCCAGGGGGGUCACUAGGCCCUAAAAUUCUGCCCAGCCCCCCUAAAAAAUUAUUUGAUUCAUUAAUUUGUGAUCGCUUCAGUCCCCUAUAAAAACUCUUUAGAAAAGGCGGCAUGCUGCGUCAAGUUUCGGCUCCUCCCCUGAUCUGAGUCAGCAUGGAUUUAGCGCGUUUUUCAAAACGUAGGGGGGCCGAGCAGAGCAAACAUCAGUAGUACAAGGUGUGAGCAGGGCGGACUGGCCAUCUUGGCCUGGUGGCUGUUCUGACCCGCCGUGCAGUCAGCCCAGGAUGACAUGUGAAAGAAUAUGAUAUGAAUGUAUGAAUGACGGACCUCUUAAAAUCUACGA
Molecule: messenger RNA, 3068 nt
Organism: Misgurnus anguillicaudatus (oriental weatherfish)
Lineage: Eukaryota; Metazoa; Chordata; Actinopteri; Cypriniformes; Cobitidae
Source: RefSeq, a predicted model, not a curated record